Molecule: messenger RNA, 3833 nt
Organism: Cercospora beticola
Lineage: Eukaryota; Fungi; Ascomycota; Dothideomycetes; Mycosphaerellales; Mycosphaerellaceae
Source: RefSeq, a predicted model, not a curated record
CCUGCCCGAGUCGCUGGCUCGCUCGGUCUGCUCUUCCUGCUCACUGGUUGUUGCUCUUGUGUCAUCGCAUUGUACCAUUACCUUCCCUUUAGCGUGCCAGUAUAUCGUUCCUGCCAUUGACGUUUGAUAGCAACGUCAUCACAAAUAGUCCCGAGAUGGGUCACGACGCAGAAACCAAUGGCGUCAACCACACGCCAGAGCCAGAAAUGUCGACGCUUGACAAGGCACGCACGAGUGUGUGGCAAUCAUUACAACAAAUGAAGACACUUUUGAAUGCAGUGAAAGCACCUCUACCAACACACACAGGAGAUGGCUCGUACCUGCCGCAGCCAGAGAAGGACAGCUUAUGGAAAGACGUGGCCGAGAUCUUUCGCGACAUUCCAAGGCAAGAUGUCAACGAUCUAGAGGGCUUGUUCAAGAUUAUCAAAUCUGCCAAGUUCGGUCAGCCCCUAAAUGACAAGGAGUAUCUGAUGGAAAGCAUGAUUGCCGUGGCCACAAAAAUGCCUGACAGCUUCCUGCAAAAGAAGAUCACAGAGACGAUGGUCACAACCUUGUGGGACGACCUUGAACACCCGCCCAAGACACUUUUGAGCGACGAGUUUCUCUUCCGUCAGCCAGAUGGGAGCAACAACAGCUACUUAUACCCAGACAUUGGAAAGGCCGGCAUGCCCUACGCUCGUACUGUGGCGCCCAAAGUCAAACAAGGCGGCGUCUUGCCAGAUCCUGCUAUCCUAUUCGACUCGCUCAUGGCCCGCCCAGAAGGCAAGCAUGAACAGCACCCAAACAAAAUAUCCUCGAUGCUCUUCUACUUGGCUUCGAUCAUCAUUCACGACAUUUUCCGCACAGAUCACGAUGAUUACAACAAAUCCAGCACAUCGUCGUACCUCGACCUGGCUCCAUUGUAUGGGUCCAAUUGGGAAGAGCAAAAGCGUAUGCGAACGUUCAAGGAUGGCAAGAUCAAGCCCGACUGCUUUUCCGAGACACGACUCUUGACUUUCCCACCUGGUGUCGGAGCAAUACUGAUCUGCUUCAAUCGAUACCAUAACUACGUUGUGGAGCAGCUCGCCGCCAUUAACGAAGACGGAAGGUUCAGCGUCGACCCGAAAAAGCCUACAAUUUCCCGCUACGGCGAGGACAAGCUCGACAAGCGUGACGACGACCUCUUCCAGACGGCUCGUCUCAUUACCUGUGGUCUGUACAUUAACAUCAUCCUCAUCGACUAUGUUAGGACUAUCCUGAAUUUGAAUCGAACCGACGACAACUGGCAACUCGAUCCGCGCAUUAAUAUCCCUGACGGCCCACCAGUUGCCACUGGUAAUCAAUGUGCAGCAGAUUUCAACCUUGUUUACAGAUGGCACUCUUCUGUCUCUCGUCGAGAUGACCUGUGGACACAGCAAUUGUUCCGGGAAAUGUUUCCAGGAGUACCACCUGCAGAUGCAGCAAAGCCACAGCAUAUGUACAAGUUCUUGGGCAAGCUGAAGGAAAUCCAGGAGACGACAGAAUCCAAGAUGCCCAACGAGCGUGACUUCCCAGCGCUGAAGGAGGAGAAGAUGGAGCGCAUCAAAGCUGGUCCUUUCGCAGGAAGGUACGACGAUGAUGACAUCGCCAAUCUGUUGACCAGUAGUAUUGAGGACUGCGCCAAUGCCAUGGGUCCAAGACAAGUCCCUACCGUCAUGAAGGCAGUCGAAAUUCUCGGCAUCCAACAGGCCAGAACGUGGAGAUGUGCCACCUUGAAUGAGAUGCGAAAGCAUUUUGAUCUGAAGCCGCAUGAGACUUUUGAGUCCAUCACAGAGAACGUGGAGGUACAGAAUGCCUUGAAGCAUCUCUACGAUACUCCAGACCAGGUGGAACUCUACCCUGGUCUCGUGGUCGAAGACGCGAAAGAUCCCAAAAUGCCUGGCUCUGGUCUCUGCCCAUCGUACACGACAUCUCGCGGUGUGUUAUCCGAUGCUGUUGCUCUCGUCCGCGGCGACAGAUUCUACACAAGCUCGUAUACGCCUGCACUGCUCACCAAUUGGGGAUAUCAAGAAGCUUCGUCAGAUCUUACGAUCGACAAUGGCUGUGUGUUCUACAAGCUCUUCCUUCGUGCGCUGCCAAACAGCUUCAAUCCAGCUUCGACCUACGUACACUACCCUCUGACUGUUCCGGACGAGAUGCACAACAUACUGAAGGGACUCAACAAAGCUCACAUUUACAACUUUGACAAGCCAAAGGAGAGUCAUCACCCGACCGUGCUCUUCAGUGCCGCAUCCGCAAAGCAAGUCACUGAGGAUCCAGAAACAUUCAAGGUGACUUGGGGUCCAGCAAUGGAAUUCCUGAUGGGCCCACGAGCCAAGAACUUCAUGCUCGCUGGCGAUGGGCCCAAGAAUACCCAGUCCAGAAAUGUUAUGGAGAAGGCCGUAUAUCAAGGUGGCUCAUCACGCGCGAUUCCAAAGGGCAACGAGAAGUGGCUGAAGGCCGUUCGUGACUUCUACGAGUACAAGACUACAGAACUGCUGAAGGAGAAAUCGUACAAGCUGGGCGAUACUAAUUAUGUUGAUAUCAUCCGCGAUGUGAGCAACAUGGCUCAUGUGCGUUUCGGAUCUGAGCUCUUCAGCCUGCCUUUGAAGACCAAAGACUUUCCCAGAGGGAUAUUCACUGAGGCGCAGAUGUACCUCAUCAUGGCUGCGGUCUUCAUUUGCGUCUUCUUCGACCUAGAUCCACCGAAGUCGUUCCCUCUGCGCGUCAAGGCGCGCGAGGCCUGCCAACAACUCGGAGCGCUCAUGAAGCUCCAAGUGGAGAGCAUCAAGCGUACAGGCCGCAUUGCUGAACUCCUCAUCGAUGCCAUUAAACCCAACGACGGACCACUCGGCGACUACGGCGUCCACAUGAUCGCUCAGCUCAUCAAAGCCAACCCGGACAUGGAUGUCGACGAACUCGUUUGGGGCAACAUUAUGGGCACUGUCGGAGGCAUGAUGCCAAAUCAGGGCCAACUUUUCGGACAAGCUCUCGACUACUUCUUCACCGAAGGCCAGUCGCAUUUGGCAGAAAUCAACCGGCUCGCCAAGCUCGACACUCCCGAAGCCGACGAUACCCUCAUGCACUAUCUGAUGGAAGGUGCUCGCCUCUAUGGUGAGACUGGCGCUUUCCGAUACGCAACCAAGGAUACCACCAUCGUUGAUGACACUGGUCUCGAGAACUUCCCAGGCUCCGACAAAGGCAAAGUCACGCACAACAUCAAAAAGGGAGAUGUCAUCAUGGUGAAUUUCAAAUCCGCCUCUCGCGAUGCCCGAGCUUUCCCCAACCCUGACAAACUCGACCUCACGCGGGACCUGGACAGCUAUCUCAUCCUCGGUCACGGACCCCACCAAUGUCUCGGUCUGCCCAUGACGCGCGUAGCUCUCACGACAAUGCUCAAAGUCAUCGGGCGACUCGAUAACCUCAAGCCUAUGCCUGUGGCCGUUGGUAAGAAGAGUGAGCCGCACAGCGUGAAGAAGGUCAUGAAGGAAUUUGUGCCUGGGGACAGCAAGGUUUUGCCUGAGAGCUGGCAUUAUCAUCUGUAUUUGACAGAGGAUUGGGAUCAGUAUUUCCCGUUCCCAACGAGUCUGAGGGUUGGAUGGACGGGUCAGGUGAAAGAUGUGCCCAGGAGGUGGUAGAGGGCGCUAGGGGGAAGAGCAUGGGGAAAGGUUCAUUGUGUGUAUGAUUUGAAAUGUGACAUACGGCAGAGCGGUUUUGAAAAGGGCAUCAGUACUGAGGGAAAGGGAGUUUAGUGGGGUUUGAGCAUUGUGUAGAUGUGUACAUGUCUGUUUUAGCGGAGUGUUCGGGCUAGCGCAUAUGACGAUUUUCCAUUUGAU